CAACGUCAUAGAUAUGACGUCAUAAUAAUAAAUAGGCAUAAUUCCAAAGGGUUUUCGGAUGAGAUAAAACGAAAAAUAAAAAUGUCUCUGAGCGUUAUUUAUAAUUUUACGGAAUCUUGGAUCUUCUGCAAGGAUAAGAACAGAACUAACUGCACAGAACUUUCAAUGCGUAUGGAAACCACGUCUAGUCUAAGUGACACCAUGUUUGUCUUCGAACUGUUCCAAAGUGGCCUGAUAUUUUCAGCCUUAACCGCCGGAUUGGUCAGCAUCUGUCACGUGAUCUAUUGUCGUGCAAUAAUAUGCCGUAAUUCGUCAUUACUGCUGGUACUCAUUUUGACUGGUUUCUGUCAUAUGCUAGUCUGUGUGUACCUGCUUCAGAUCUCUGAGCAGUCGGCAUUGUACGAGAUACCCAAUGGAGGUCAUCAACGGUGCACUGACUACUACCUCCCUGCUACACUUGCAAACACAAUAAUUUUAGCGUCUAUAGUGCAUAAUAUAAUAAGACUGAAUGUGAAAUCAAUGGUUUGCGCAGGGAUCGUUUGGGCAGUUUCUGUUGGAAGUAUAGUUGUCGGAUUGUUAUGUCUCGCGAGAUUACACGAGUUCAGUCCUCCAGUAAUGCAACAGGAGACAUUUGUUUCUCUCGGAAGAUCCAAUGAAACACACCUGGAUGUAUUUUGGUCGGUUUGCAAGAAAGAAGUAUAUGCAGAGAAAAUCCGACUUCUUGCGGAGUACGGACUAAUAUAUAUACCAGUCAUUAUCAUCGUCCUUUUUGCCUGGCAUAGAUCUUUUAAACGGAACAAAGACGCGUCCCUGCUUAGGAUCCGCAUUGUCGAUACCAGCUGCUGUGAUGACGAAACAGACUUGUGUGUCUGCUCAAGACUCGGUCCGACAUUCGUUGCCGUUUUAGCUUAUUCGGCUGUGAUAUUGCUUAUUGCACGUCCGGUGAUGAUUAUGUAUGCGCACGCAACGUCCGGAUACUUCCGGGACAUCCUUCCUAGUCUUCUACACACUGUUAUGUAUUGUUUCAUUUGCUCUGAGUACCUGUCUAGAGCAUUGAGGUACCAGACAAGGUUCAAUGCAGUUGGUUACGUUGCUAAGGACAAAAAGAGAAAAGUCGUUUUGCAUGUUUGAAAAGGGUAACAGUGCCUUUGAAAUCCAAAUAGUUUGACAUUCCGGCGAUUUUGACUACUGAAAAAAUAUAGAAAUGUGUUUUGAACUUAAUAACAUUUAUAGACAUCGUAACUUUCAGGAAUAAAACCUGUUGAAAUGCAUAAACGUCAUCGCAUGUUAAAUGAGAGAACGUAUUGUUAUAAGUCAAUCAUUAGCAAUUCGCUUGUUCAUUGCAAAUGAAACACACAAGUGCAUGGAAGUGAUUGCAACCUAUCCCAAUUUUAACAAAAAUGUGCUAUCUAUUAGUAAGUGACUGUAGCUACUCUCGCAUAUGUAAAUACUCAUUUUUCCCCCAAAAAUAACCGGCGAGAACUGUUAAAUGUACAUUCAUAAAUCCGUAUUUGCAUUCUAAAUAUUGAACGCCGUGAUAUAAUCGUGGUAUCAAUAUGUGCAUGUGUAUAUCACUUAGUUUAGAUAUUUUUCUUUGCUGAAAUCCAUAAGUAUUAAUGUAAGUAUAUUUUGUUUCAUGUUUUGUACAUACAUUGUAUUCUUUUGUCGAAAUGUAUAUAAUGCUGUCACUUAAUUAAUAUAAUAAUGCGCAUUUAUGUUGAGAAAAUUAUAUAUUUAAAGCUGUUUGAUGUUUACAUAUUUUUUCUUUGAAUUUCAAUUUUUCAAUAAAUGUUGAUACGAAAACUCG
Mercenaria mercenaria is the source of this 1807-nucleotide messenger RNA. RefSeq lists its product as uncharacterized. Lineage: Eukaryota; Metazoa; Mollusca; Bivalvia; Venerida; Veneridae. The coding region runs from base 82 to 1131 and encodes 349 amino acids. The record is from RefSeq and is a predicted model, not a curated record. The transcript is spliced from 3 exons.